Molecule: messenger RNA, 1182 nt
Organism: Protopolystoma xenopodis
Lineage: Eukaryota; Metazoa; Platyhelminthes; Monogenea; Polystomatidea; Polystomatidae
Source: the annotation of a GenBank genome assembly
AAUUUGAUCUCAAUCGGGGAGGCCCAUCAAUAUCCAGAGGCUUCAAUAAAGCAGCUAAAAUCCAUCGCGACCACAGUUCUUGAGUGUUCCUCCGUCGUUCGCAGCGUUCUCCAAGGCUACCGACGUGCUCUCGAAUCGUUUGGGUCUGAUAGGCUUACUGAUCAUCUUAAUACCCUCAAUAUUUCAUCCAAAGAUGAAUCUACAAAAGUUCAACUUAAGUCUUCUCCAUCAAAGUUUGAAUCAAUUAAAAAAGAAGAAGAGGUAGCCCAUGUAAAAAUUUCCGAGGUGAAUAGGCAAAUUGCCGUUAUUGAACAAGUGGAAGCAGAUACUUCUAAGUCUUGUCAAACGACGUCUUAUCGUUCUUUGCGUAGUGCAUCUCGAAAGCGAAUCGAACGUGAUCCCCAUGGUUUGCUCUCCGUGCGUCGUCAGCAGCAAAAAGAGCAAUUUGAAUCUCUUGAGCACGCAUUUGGGAAGCAUAAACGUUCUGGACCAAGUGAUAUAGCUAAUCUGUCCGUUGAAGGGAUAUCGACUGGUGAUAGCAGUGUUUGUGAGGACGAAAAUGAAUCGAUUGUUUCAUGUGCUCUUUCCGAGGAGGGAAAAUCAGUCAUUAAAUCGGAAGCAGCCGUUGUCUCAAAGCUAACUCUAGAGGAAUUUGCCAGCUUGGUUCAGGUUGUCCUUCACUUGCCAUGUGCUCUGCCUGAGGCAGAUGAACUACAGCAGAUGGCGGUCUGUAUCGCACAUUGGCGUAAGGAAUCCAGUCUUCUUUGUCAACUUCUCAACCUGCCUACCUGCCUCUCGUCACAUUCAUCAAAGCCAGCUGUAGUUGAGACUAGACUGGAUAAUCCUUUGCACUCUGGAAUCACUGACUCAACUUUCACUUCUGAUGAUAGGUCUACUGUUACUCUCUUUUCCUCGCUCAGCCAGGCUUCCUCUAUGAAUCUGGCUGGAAAAACGGCUGAUGGCGACGUUAGCACAUCGAAAUCUUUUAUCCAUGUUUCUAAAACUUCGGGGACAACUUUGCCGCCAGAUAGCGCCGGGGUUCUUGAACGUAUGCUUUCCCUUCCCUCUACUCUUACGGAUGGGAUACCCUCUGUUAGCCAAAUGAAAUGCUUCAUGUCAUUUGCGCUGUUGAUUGAUGUUGAACUCCCAGAACUGAAGCAUUUACAGAGAGUAAGUUUGUGA